Molecule: messenger RNA, 2076 nt
Organism: Cryptomeria japonica (Japanese cedar)
Lineage: Eukaryota; Viridiplantae; Streptophyta; Pinopsida; Cupressales; Cupressaceae
Exons: 13
Coding region: 166-1554 (462 amino acids)
Biological process (GO): protein phosphorylation
Cellular component (GO): chloroplast
Molecular function (GO): protein kinase activity; ATP binding
Source: RefSeq, a predicted model, not a curated record
CACAUAUUGGGUUUUAGUAUUCAAAAUCGUUAGUUAUUGACAAACGAUACUGGUCCACGAAUUGUCUGAUGAUGAAUUUUGGCCGUAAGAGAUAGUUAUUGAAGAGGAAAUCUGAGUGCUCGAUUGCAAGUGAGGACUGCACAAAUACAACCCAAUAAAUUAGUGAUGGCCUUAAUGGUUAAUUCACAGAGUUCACCAUUUAUUGCCUAUGACAAACUCCCUUGCUGCAAAUGCAAUAGAUUUGAAAUAAUCUCAUCACAAACACGAUACUCACCUGGGCAUCAAUGCAGAAGGAAGAAUUUUAUGAAGGCCUACAAGUUAUUGAGGGAUAUAAAACAUUCGGGAAGAAGAGGAACAUUUGGCUGGAGAGGCAUUGUUGCCAGAAUAGAGCUGUCGAACCCAGAUGAUUAUGAGGUGGGGAGACUGCUAGGAAGCUAUGGGUACAUGAACAUAACCAGUUAUGCUUCUCCCCAAACUGGAGGCCUAGCAGCAGGUGCAUUUGAGAAUGCUAGUGCAGGACUGUCAUUUGAAGACAUUGGAAAAUUGAGUGGCCAAGAAGUUGGUGAGGGCAAUGUACAGAUCAGGCUUUACUCUGGACGAGUUUCUCGAGGUCCUAGGAUGGGAACUCGAGUUAUAUUUAAGGCUUAUCCUGGACGACUGACAGGUGGAGUUGAAGCCGAUGUGAUGGCUGCAAAUGAGCUAGCAACUCAUGCAUUUCUUCAGGAUGUUCCAGAAGAGGAAAUGUGCCCUAACCUUCAGAUCCUCCUUGGAGGUUUUCAGACAAGUACAGGAGAGCAGUGGCUUGUUUUCCGAGAUGAUGGGAAAUCAACUGCAGCAAAUUAUGCCACAAUUGCAAGGGAAGCAACAACAGAGGGGCGGGCUGUUGGGGAAUGGGAAUUUUGGGAUCGUUUCAAUAGGGACUUGCCAAUCAAAAGACGUCAAGUAUUCAUAAUCAAGUUACUACGUGGUGCUUUUAAUGGCCUUUCCUACAUGCAUACCCAUAAUAGACUGCACCAGAGUCUUGGACCUGCUUCAGUUGUCCUGAACAUAAUAGAGGAAAGAGAUGUAGGUUACCUGGUGCCCCGUCUUCGUGAUUUAGCUUUUGCAGUUGAUAUAAGUGAUCGGGCAAUUUUUGGUUCAAGGGAUCUGCCUUUAGAUACAGCUUCAGAAGCACUGUCUGAGGGUUUAUGGCGCAGAGCAGCAAAAUCUGGUGCUUCAACACCACUAGAGAGAAAAGCCUUUGGAAUUGCAGAUGACAUAUAUGCAGCAGGCCUUCUUUUAGCAUAUAUGGCAUUCAUUCCUUUCUGUGAAGCUGGAAGUAUUGAUGGUCCAUCUCUGCAGAGGCUAUUAGAAAGUACUUUUCAACUUGAUAUGGAAGCAGUAAGAGAGUACUGUAAAGCAGAUGAUCGCUGGACAGAAGGAGUGAAUUUCCUUGAUCUUGGUGAUGGUGCUGGCUGGGAACUACUCCAGGCAAUGCUAAAUCCCAAUUAUCGUUUACGUCCAACAGCAAAAGCUGUCUUAGAUCACAGAUUCAUGACUGGAGCUGUUCUGUGACUUUGCUUCUGGAGUACGAGGAUAAUGUUGCUUCUUGCUUUAUAUAAAAGAGGUUUGUUCAAGAGGCUGCAAAGUAGAUUUCCAAAUGGCAGAGCAUUCCGCUGGCAUCAGUUAGCAUUCUGGAGUUCUUUUGGAUAGCUUGCAGUCUUUCAUCAGAAGGUUAACAUGAUGUCCAUACUUUUGGUACUUGAGGAGGGCCAAAUUAGUUAAGUUUGGUUGAAUGCAGGACAAGCCCUAAGCUUACAUGCUAAUUUGUUUCAUUUUUCAGAGAUGCUCCUUAUAGAUGGCAGAGUGGUGUUCUUUUCUUACAACUAUAUUUUUCAAAAUAUUCCAUUGGCUGGCUGAACUCGACUUAUAAGAAGCAUUUCUGAAGAAAAAAAAUAUUAACUUCUAUUUUUCAAACUUUUCUGGCUAGAGUGAUUCUAUUCUUGAACUCUGCAAAUGAUUAUGAAGUGAAUAGGUAGUGAAGAGGAUAUCGGUUAGAAAGGUAUUUGGAAUUAAUUUAUCUUAGGUGAUGAAACA